AUGCGGCGGGGACAAGGCAAGCGAAAGGCCGAGGUCACGGAGGUGCCGCCCGUGUCUCGGAGGACGGAGGAAGAGGAGGCGAUACAGAACGCCCGUCGGAGGGCGGCCCCGUCCGUUCGAGAGUUCAAGUACAACAAAAAGCGGGUUCGCCUUGUCUCGCGGGUCUCAGACCUCAAGAAUGAUGCUCGCUGCAUCCUUUAUUGGAUGUGCCGGGAUCAGCGAGUUCAAGAUAACUGGGCUUUCCUCUACGCCCAGCGCCUGGCCCUCAAACAGGAGCUGCCUCUGCACGUCUGCUUCUGCUUGGUGCCCAAAUUUCUAGAGGCCACCAUCCGCCACUACAGGUUCAUGCUGAGGGGCCUGCAGGAGGUAGCGGAGGAGUGUGCAGAGCUGAACAUCUCUUUCCACUUGCUGCUGGGCUAUGCCAAGGACGUGCUGCCCACAUUUGUGGCAGAGCAUGGCGUGGGUGGGCUGGUGACAGACUUCAGUCCCCUGCGCCUCCCCCGACAGUGGGUAGAGGACCUCAGGGAGCGGUUGCCAGAGGAUGUACCAUUUGCACAGGUUGAUGCCCACAACAUCGUGCCGUGCUGGGUUGCCUCCCCCAAGCAGGAGUACAGCGCCAGGACCAUCCGGGGCAAGAUCCACGCUCAGCUCCCUGAGUUCCUCACCGAGUUUCCCCCUGUUGUUCAUCACCCAUAUCUGCCCUCCUGCCCAGCACAGCCCAUCGCUUGGGAGGCCUGUUAUUCGAGCUUGCAGGUGGACCACACCGUGAAGGAGGUGGAGUGGGCAACCCCUGGCACAGCUGCAGGGAUGUCUGUGCUGAAGUCCUUCAUUGCAGAGAGGCUGAAAUCCUUCAGCACCCACAGAAAUGAUCCCAACAAGGCGGCUCUCAGCAACCUGUCCCCAUGGCUUCACUUUGGCCAGGUUUCCACCCAAAGAGCUAUCCUGGAGGUGCAGAAGCACCGGCGUAAUUACAAGGACUCAGUGGAUGCAUUUGUGGAGGAGGCUGUGGUGCGGCGGGAGCUGGCUGAAAACUUCUGCUACUACAAUGAGAACUACGACAGUGUGCAGGGUGCCUAUGACUGGGCUCAAACCACCCUGAAGCUACACGCCAAAGACAAGAGGCCUUAUCUGUACAGUCUGCAGGAGCUGGAGCAGGGGACCACACAUGACCCACUCUGGAAUGCUGCCCAGCUGCAGAUGGUCUCGGAGGGCAAGAUGCAUGGUUUCCUGCGGAUGUACUGGGCCAAGAAGAUCCUGGAGUGGACGCACUCCCCUGAGGAGGCCCUGCAGUUUGCUAUCUACCUCAACGACCGCUAUGAGCUGGACGGGAGGGACCCCAAUGGAUAUGUAGGCUGCCUGUGGUCCAUCUGUGGCAUUCAUGACCAGGGCUGGGCAGAGCGACCCAUCUUUGGGAAGAUUCGCUACAUGAACUACGCCGGCUGCAAGCGCAAGUUCGAUGUGGACCAGUUUGAGCGUCGCUAUGCCCCCACACACCCCCAGUGA
This is a messenger RNA of Cinclus cinclus, 1503 nucleotides long. Its product is annotated as deoxyribodipyrimidine photo-lyase-like. Bases 1 to 1503 code for a protein of 500 amino acids. The record is from RefSeq and is a predicted model, not a curated record. Gene Ontology annotation, molecular function: deoxyribodipyrimidine photo-lyase activity. Gene Ontology annotation, biological process: photoreactive repair. The transcript is spliced from 9 exons. NCBI's taxonomy places the organism in Eukaryota, Metazoa, Chordata, Aves, Passeriformes, Cinclidae.